This is a messenger RNA of Misgurnus anguillicaudatus (oriental weatherfish), 2079 nucleotides long. RefSeq names its product coproporphyrinogen oxidase (gene cpox). Gene Ontology annotation, molecular function: coproporphyrinogen oxidase activity. Lineage: Eukaryota; Metazoa; Chordata; Actinopteri; Cypriniformes; Cobitidae. Gene Ontology annotation, cellular component: cytoplasm. The record is from RefSeq and is a predicted model, not a curated record.
AAACACCAAGACACGCCCCCAAAGUCGGAACUAUUACAGAAGCUACGUGCAAAAUAGCAUAUAGUCACAAUACUUCCACUUCAUAUGAUCCUGUUUGCCAUUGAGAAAGUGAGGACAGAGCAGACAGAGACAGUUGUUUGCGCUCAGCAGGCAAAAUGACUUCGCUAACUUUGUACACAAUAAACAGCACUAUAAGAUCAGGAGCAAGACUGUGCAAAGUGUACCGCUCGGCGCAUGGUACGGCUGCUUAUCAUUCUUUUGUAUCCCUUCGUAAAAGUGCCUUUCUUCCAGGAGGAAAAUGGUCAUUCAUAAGAACAGCAACGAGACCGAUGUCUCAUUCAUCGCAGGGCUGGAUCUCAUUCCGUUUCGGUAAAGUAUUCCUGGCAGCUGGAGCGGCCGCUGUCACUGGUGUUGUGGCGGCAGGUGUAAGUCACUUUCAGCGGGCAGAAAUGGCAACCAAGAUCAUCAAAGUUAAAGAAUCCGAGGGGGACAUAAAGGAGAGAUGCAAGUCGUUCAUGUCCGCACCAGUCACUGACAUCAGUGACUUAGAGCAGAGGAAAGACGAGUUGUCAACGAGAAUGGAGAUGCUGAUCAUGGAAACACAGGCUGCCUUCUGUAAAGCUCUGGAGAAAGUGGAUGGAGGCACGUUUAGAGUGGACAGAUGGAGUCGAAAAGAAGGUGGUGGGGGCAUCAGUUGUGUGAUGCAAGAUGGGAAGAUUUUUGAGAAGGCAGGUGUGAACGUGUCCGUGGUGUCCGGGUAUCUUACUGAAGAGGCCGCCAAGCAAAUGCGCAGCCGUGGAAAAGUACUGAAAGGAAAAGAUGGAAAGUUACCGUUCCGUGCCAUGGGUGUGAGUUCAGUCAUACACCCAAAAAACCCCCACAUUCCCACAGUGCACUUCAACUACAGAUACUUUGAGAUCGAGGAAGCAGAUGGCUCAAAGCAGUGGUGGUUUGGUGGAGGCACAGAUCUCACUCCAGUUUACAUUGAUUUGGAAGAUGCCACUCAUUUCCACAAAACUUUGAAGGACGCAUGUGACAAGCAUCACCCCAAAUAUUACCCAGAGUUCAAAAAGUGGUGUGACAACUACUUCUACAUCCGUCACCGAGGGGAGACUAGAGGCAUCGGUGGGAUCUUUUUUGAUGAUUUGGAUUCCCCCAAUGAGGAUGAGGUCUUUAGCUUUGUGAAGAGCUGUGCUCAAACUGUAGUCCCCUGUUACCUGCCCAUUGUGACCAAACAUCUGAAUGACUCUUUUACCCCUGAGGAAAAAGACUGGCAGCAGGUCAGACGAGGCAGAUAUGUGGAAUUUAAUUUAGUGUAUGACAGAGGGGUGAAAUUUGGCUUAGCCACACCUGGGUCUCGUAUCGAGAGUAUUCUGAUGUCCCUGCCACUUACUGCAAGGUGGGAGUACAUGCAUGAGCCCGCAAAAGGCACUAGGGAAGCAAAAAUGAUGGAGGUGUUACGAAACCCUAAGGAAUGGAUCUGAUUCAUCCAGUCAUCAGUAAUUCCAUCAUUGGGUGGGAUUUGUGGGAGGGGGGUGUUUUGGAAAAAGUACAGCAAAAUCAAUAUAUUGUAACUUUUAUAAUAACAAUAUUGACUAAAAUAGAAAAUGACUCAUUACAACUUCUGACAGGAUUAUCAAACUGUUUUGACCAAUUGAUUGUGUUUGCUGACUGAGUGCAACAUUAUUGGCUUGCCUGUAAUGAGCUCUCUUACAUUGCCAUUGGGUGUAUGGAUUCAUUGGAGAGGCAGAUGUAGCGUUACUUAGUUACUGCUUUGUUUCUGCUUGCUCUGCUUUAAACAUGACUGUUUUGGUGUGUUCACAACCCACGGAGGCCUUCAUCUGCUUUUUUUGCCAAGCACAUAUGUCUAAAUGGUCAUGUUUAACGAUGAUGCUGAUGCUAGCCAUGCCAUUAUUGCUUUGCUAACCCUGGUGAAUCAGCCGUAGCCCUGCUUUAUUUAUCUCACUUAAAGCCAUUUCAGCCUGUCAUCAGGUAACAAAUCUCUGUUCUGUCUCUUGUACUACUGUUUUUUAUGAUAGAUAUUUAAUGCUGAUGAGAGUAAAAAGUAUUCCCUCAGGA